CUGAACAUUGAUAUUUUUUGGGGCCAAAGAUAAGCCCCCUAUAUUAUCUCGCUAUCUGCUUGUCUUUCGAUUAUCGAUUGUUAAGACCUAAAAAGUACUUGUAAGAAAUGUAGAACACGUUUAGUAGAUCUUGUGGUUAUUUUUGGUAGGAGAAAGAGGGCAAAUGGGAAGCUUCAAUAGGGUACUUGGAAUGGCGCCAAAAGAACGCUGCAUUUUUCUUUUUCAUGCCAUUUAUUUUCUCUUUGGUUCCAUUGCUUUUCCUAAUGGCCCCAUCAUGGGUUGUUUCUUUAUUCCUCUUUUGAAAUUGGCUAACUAAUUCUUAAUCCUUAUGCUGUGACGUUUGGAAAGAAAUAUAUUUUGCCCGUUGGUUCAGGGAAUAAAAUGGUAACCUUUUAUCUGCCCUUUCGGACGGUCAAAGACUUCCUUUUCAAAUUUCAAGUACAGUACAAAUAAUCAUGGGUUUUUCUUUUUCCUUUUUAAACAAAGAAUUUUGGGGUGAAAAUUGUAAAAUUUUGGCUCUCAAAAUUAACGACUUGAUUAAAUAAAAACCCCACGGAGCAACCGUAAUAUUAAGGGUGGAAAAUUUUGUAGGCACUUGAAUUAUUGAUUUUCCAUUGAUGGACGGGCGGCAUUCUCUAAUGGAAUCGUAUUCUUUGUUAAAAGUUGACAUCACUGACUAAAUAAGGAAUUUGAUCCUGAUCCUUGUGAGUCAUUAGCCGGAUUUUAUCUCAAAAUUAUAUCUCAGCCUGUUGAUUAUUCUGUACAGAAUCGAAUAAAAAUUACUUUAAACCAACCUAAAUGUGGAUGUAUCUCACUUCAUUUUAUAAUUCUAGAGUAACGAAGCUCAUCUUCGUCUGAACGAAGCUAAUCUGCAAAUUUCCAGAGUAGCUGCUCUUGGUGGGUGUGUUACUGCAAACUUUACGUGUGAAUUUGAAUUUGUGUCAUGAUGAUGGCUUAUUGUAAUUGGUGAAGGCAAACCAGAAUUCCCUCUGAUCUGCUGCAAUCUUAGUCGCUCAAGCAAUUCUCUGAAACAAGAGGACUUGUCCAUAGUUGACAGCUCUUGGGAGAAAAAAAAAAACGUCUUCCCCAAUCACAUUAAGUAAAAGAGCUCUCAAGGGUGAGAUUUCAAGGGUGAUGAUGGGUUCAUGAUUCUUGUUGCUUGUUUUCUGUGAGAUUUCACGUAUCAGACAUGGAUACUUCAAUGGGUGAUCAGUAAGAGUCUUAUACUUGGAGAUUCGCAGAGGAGAUGGUGGAGAAAACUUUUAAUUGAUACAAAAACUUUAUCUUUACGUGAUUGAAGAAAAGUAGGAAGACUGACAAUAAAAUAACGAACUAGGAGAUGCUUUUUUGGCUUUAGGUUACAGAGAGGUGUGCUGGUUUCUUUCUUGCUCCAAGAGAGGUAUCACUCUUUUUCCUUCUUUUCACAUCCUUAACUCACCUUUAUGUUGGGUAUUGUGCUGUCAAAACUCGUUUUUUCCCAUUUUUCACACUCCCAAGUUUCUUCCAAGUUCCUUCUCUCCAAUUCUUGCCUUGUGAAAAUUUGGCCUCUAUUUGAUUUUGUUGUUCCAUUUCUUGGUUUACGUGUGGGGUAAAGGCAUAGCUUUUGUUUGGGAUUUUGACUUCUUGGUUUUUGCCUUAUAUUUUUGCUUCUUGGGUGGGUUUUUUCAUAACAUUAUAAGACAACACUCAGCAUAAAAGUAGUAGAUUAUUUGGAAGAGGGGAAGGAAAAGACAAAGAAGCAUGGCAGGAGGUGGAACAUCUGCGCCACCGCCGAAACAGGAGGAGCUGCAGCCACAUCCAGUAAAAGAUCAGCUACCAAAUAUUUCUUACUGCAUUACCAGUCCCCCUCCAUGGCCCGAAGCAAUUCUACUUGGUUUCCAGCAUUACUUGGUUAUGCUGGGAACAACAGUGCUAAUUCCAACCUCUCUAGUUCCCCAGAUGGGAGGAGGAAAUGAGGAGAAAGCAAAGAUGAUCCAAACACUACUGUUUGUCGCUGGUUUGAACACGUUUCUGCAAACUUUUUUCGGUACUCGUUUACCUGCAGUAAUAGGAGCAUCUUAUGCCUAUGUGCCAACAACAAUUUCAAUUAUUUUGGCGGGUCGAUAUAGUGAUAUUGUGAAUCCCCAGGAGAAAUUCGAGAGAAUUAUGCGUGGAAUUCAGGGUGCCCUUAUUGUUGCCUCAACUCUUCAGAUUGUUGUUGGCUUUAGUGGCCUUUGGCGAAACGUUGCAAGGUUUUUGAGUCCACUCUCUACUGUUCCUUUGGUAGCCUUGUCAGGAUUUGGGUUGUAUGAAUUGGGUUUCCCAGUGCUAUCAAAAUGUGUGGAGAUUGGGCUUCCACAGCUCAUUUUGCUAGUGGUAUUUUCACAGUAUAUACCUCAUAUGAUACAUGGCGAACGACAUGUAUUCGAUCGUUUUGCUGUUAUUUUUUCAGUUGUGAUUGUUUGGGUAUACGCCCAUCUACUCACCGUGGGCGGUGCAUAUAAGAAUGUUAGUCUAAAGACUCAACUGAGCUGUCGUACUGACCGUGCAGGAAUCAUAGGCGGUUCUCCAUGGAUUAGUAUUCCGUAUCCCUUUCAAUGGGGAGCACCCACAUUCGAUGCAGGAGAAGCUUUUGCGAUGAUGGCUGCUUCAUUUGUUGCGCUGGUGGAGUCCACUGGUGCCUUCUUUGCUGUGUCUAGAUAUGCAAGUGCAACUCCACUCCCACCAUCUGUUCUUAGCCGUGGUGUCGGUUGGCAGGGAGUGGCCAUUCUGUUCUCUGGUAUAUUUGGCACUGGGAAUGGGUCGUCGGUGUCGAUUGAGAAUGCCGGUUUGUUAGCAUUAACACGCGUUGGUAGCCGGAGAGUGGUCCAAAUAUCUGCUGGAUUUAUGCUAUUCUUUUCAAUCCUGGGAAAAUUUGGAGCCAUCUUCGCUUCGAUCCCUGCACCAAUUAUUGCAGCUCUAUAUUGCUUUUUCUUUGCCUAUGUUGGUUCAGCAGGCCUCAGCUUCCUUCAGUUUUGCAAUCUCAAUAGUUUUAGGACAAAAUUCAUAUUAGGCUUCUCUAUUUUCAUGGGACUAUCAAUUCCUCAGUACUUCAAUGAGUACACCACCCUUAAUGGUUACGGUCCAGUCCACACGAGAGCAAGAUGGUUCAACGACAUGAUCAACGUGCCUUUCGCAUCCGAGCCAUUUGUUGCUGGAUUUCUAGCUCUGUUCCUUGAUGUCACGCUACACAGCAAGGACAAUGCAACAAAAAAGGACAGAGGAAUGCAUUGGUGGGACAGAUUCCGCUCGUUCAAGACCGAUACGAGAAGCGAAGAAUUCUAUUCCCUUCCUUUCAAUCUCAACAAGUUUUUCCCAUCUGUUUGACUUCACUUCCAGAUUGGUUUUGAAGUCAUGACAUACAAGCUGAAGGCGAUGCCAAUAUGGAGCGUGAGAUUAACAAUACCAGUCCUUGUUUUUCACUCUAAUUACACCAUGGACAGCAUAGCAAAGAGUGUAUGAAAGUCCAUUUGUGAGCCUUGCCCAUAUUUUUUUUAGCUAACGUCUACAUGUAAUUUUGUUCAAGAAAACAUUAAGUUCUUUUUUGUCAUUCUUCGAUCUUAGUUUGGAAA
Momordica charantia (bitter melon) is the source of this 3590-nucleotide messenger RNA. The record is from RefSeq and is a predicted model, not a curated record. NCBI's taxonomy places the organism in Eukaryota, Viridiplantae, Streptophyta, Magnoliopsida, Cucurbitales, Cucurbitaceae.